AUGGAUCAGCAGCAGGCUACAUUCGAGCAUCUCCAGCAGAGCAUUGAUCGCAUUGAGAGUCGUCAGAAAAAAAAGAAAUUUGUUCUUAUAUUUGAUGAUGUAUGGGAAGUUUAUGCUCCACGGGAGGUUGGAAUUCCAAUUGAAGUUGAUGGAGGAAAACUCAUAAUAACCACCAGAUCAAAGGAUGUGUGCCUAAAAAUAGGGUGCAAAGAAAUCAUCAAAGUGGAACCGCUUUAUGAGGAAGAAGCAUGGGAGCUUUUCAACAAAACACUUGAACGGUACAAUGCACUUAGCCAAAAAGAAGAAGAAAUAGUCAAAGAUAUUGUCAAGGAAUGUGCGAGUUUACCUCUUGCCAUUGUCACAACAGCGAGAAGUAUGAGUGUUGUGUAUGACAUUGUUGAAUGGAGGAAUGCAUUGAAUGAAUUGAGGGAACAUGUUAAAGGGCACACAAUUGACAUGGAAAAUGAUGUAUUUAAAAUAUUGGAAUUCAGCUACAAUCUCUUGAAUGAUGAAAAACUUCAAGAAUGUUUAUUGUAUUGUGCAUUAUUUCCUGAAGAUUAUGAGAUUAGAAGGGUAUCUUUGAUCAAAUACUGGAUUCCUAAGGGGUUGGUAGAAGAAAUGGGAAGUAGGCAGGCAGAACGUGAUAAAAGACAUGCAAUACUAAACAAACUUGAAAAUGUGUUUGUUGGAAAAAUGUGA
Molecule: messenger RNA, 699 nt
Organism: Vitis riparia (riverbank grape)
Lineage: Eukaryota; Viridiplantae; Streptophyta; Magnoliopsida; Vitales; Vitaceae
Product: probable disease resistance protein At5g47250
Exons: 2
Coding region: 1-699 (232 amino acids)
Biological process (GO): defense response to other organism
Molecular function (GO): ADP binding
Source: RefSeq, a predicted model, not a curated record